Molecule: messenger RNA, 4338 nt
Organism: Pseudomyrmex gracilis
Lineage: Eukaryota; Metazoa; Arthropoda; Insecta; Hymenoptera; Formicidae
Gene: tws
Product: protein phosphatase PP2A 55 kDa regulatory subunit
Exons: 9
Coding region: 481-1812 (443 amino acids)
Biological process (GO): peptidyl-serine dephosphorylation
Cellular component (GO): cytosol; protein phosphatase type 2A complex
Molecular function (GO): protein binding; protein phosphatase regulator activity
Source: RefSeq, a predicted model, not a curated record
AGUGACGUCACGUCGUGUUGUGCGGUUAUGCGCCUGUGAACUUCCGCCAUUGGGAGAACCCGCGUACGCGACGAGAGCGAUUUUUUUCUGGUCACGGUGUUCGGUCGGAAAUAUGUGACGGAGGGUCCGGCGGAGUGGACCGGCUCGUGUUCUCGUGCGCACUUCCUGCGGUAAAAACGGACGGUCGUCGUCUUCCCCCUCGUCACCGGCGGUGCUGCGUGUGUGCGCGCGCGCGCGCGCGUGUGUGCGUUGAGAGAGUGCAUGUGUGUGUGAGAGAGUGCGUGCGGUUGUCCUCCUCUGCGGGGCCCCUUUGCGCCGUCCCGAGAGAGCGAAAACGUUUUGUUGCAAACCCACGCUCUCGACUUUUGCGUUUCGGCGGGCACCGGGCGUUAAAAAGAAAAAGAAAAAAAAAAAAAUAGUCGCGCGUGCGAACGCUCCGCUCUCUUGUUGUGUGUGUGUGUUGUUCCUCGUGCGUGCGAGAUGGUCGGCAAUGGUGAUAUGCAAUGGUGUUUCUCGCAAGUAAAGGGGACUUUAGAGGAUGAUGUCACAGAAGCUGAUAUAAUUUCGUGCGUUGAAUUUAACCACGAUGGCGAUCUGCUCGCAACAGGGGACAAGGGUGGACGUGUUGUUAUUUUUCAGGGAGACCCCAAUAGUAAAAAUAGUAUACCACGAAGAGGCGAAUACAACGUGUAUAGCACCUUCCAGAGCCAUGAGCCCGAGUUCGAUUACCUUAAGUCCCUCGAGAUAGAAGAAAAAAUUAAUAAAAUUAGAUGGCUAAAGAGAAAAAACCCUGCCCACUUUUUACUCUCCACGAACGAUAAAACGAUCAAGUUGUGGAAAGUUAGCGAAAGAGAUAAAAAGGUUGAAGGAUAUAACACGAAGGAGGAAAAUGGCGCGAUUCGCGAUCCUGCCUGCAUUACUAGCUUGAGGGUGCCAACCAUAAAGCCAAUGGAAUUGAUGGUAGAGGCAUCACCAAGAAGAAUAUUUGCCAAUGCGCACACCUAUCAUAUAAACAGUAUAAGUGUCAACAGUGAUCAAGAGACAUACCUCAGUGCGGAUGAUCUUAGGAUUAACCUUUGGCAUCUCGAGAUAACUGAUCAGAGUUUUAAUAUAGUAGAUAUUAAGCCAACCAAUAUGGAAGAAUUAACGGAGGUCAUAACUGCGGCAGAAUUUCAUCCUGCGGAAUGCAACGUGUUGGUAUACAGCAGUAGCAAGGGAACCAUUAGACUUUGUGAUAUGAGAUCCGCUGCUCUUUGCGAUCAGCAUAGCAAACUCUUCGAGGAACCCGAGGAUCCGACUAAUAGAAGUUUUUUCUCCGAAAUCAUUUCGAGUAUAAGUGAUGUGAAGCUUAGUAAUUCCGGGAGAUACAUGAUCAGUAGGGACUACCUCAGUGUGAAAGUGUGGGACUUGCAAAUGGAGACAAAACCAAUCGAAUGUUAUCCCGUACACGAAUACUUAAGAUCAAAAUUAUGUUCAUUGUAUGAAAACGACUGCAUCUUUGACAAAUUCGAGUGUUGUUGGAGCGGUAACGAUUCUGCUAUUAUGACGGGUUCAUAUAACAAUUUCUUCAGAGUAUUCGAUCGUACGACCAAACGUGAUCUUACCUUAGAAGCAGCGCGCGACAUUGCCAAACCAAAAACUCUCCUGAAGCCAAGAAAGGUAUGCACCGGUGGUAAACGCAAGAAGGAUGAGAUUAGCGUCGACUGUCUUGAUUUCAAUAAGAAAAUACUUCACACCGCGUGGCAUCCAUCUGAAAACGUAGUGGCUGUUGCCGCUACGAAUAAUCUCUUCCUAUUCCAAGACAAACUCUAGCACAUCUGUAUGCAAAUUAUACAACGGUAUAUACUGACGUGAGCUAGGCACGUUGAACUGAAAGCUCCCAGUGGAACCACGGGUAUCCGAAUAAAUACUAACGGUGGUCGACUGCUGGGAUCUGUCAGCGGUCGACUUGACCGAGGAGUGGUGUACGUAGCGCCGUCCACGCAGCUCACACACACGUUCAUACAUGCUGUAUACACACACAGACAUACGGAGUUUGCACCCCAUAAUUUGUCACGCGCAUAUAUGAUGUAUAUAUUAAAAAACAAAAAACAAAAAAAAACAAAAAAAAAAAACUAAAAACGAUUACGCAAAACAUGGAACACACGCAUAACUCUUUCCAAGCUACCAAGUUCGCUGAUUCAAGUAUAUCCGCAGAUAUGAAAAAAAAAAAGAAAGAAAGAAAGAAAAAACACGGCAGAAUGUGAUUCAGCCGAAUUUUUGCAGAGACUCGUGUUGGCAGUUAACGACAUAUGGUUUAUAAAACGAUUCAGUAACGCGUUCGUUCUGUAUUAUAUAAUAGAUAUUGCCGUGUCAUUGCGCACUCUACGUACGUGACACACGUUCACCACGUAGCGGCGCGAUGAUUUUUGAUUAUCGUGAGACGGGCGACAAUAUGAAAAUAAAUUGCGAGCUGUGAGGAUAAAUUUACGAGCUACAAUUCAUGUACAAUCAAUUUAUAAACGACGUACGAGUAAACGUAUAUAAGUGUUAAGUUGCUUUCCUUAAUUAACAUGCCUAACUAGCGCAAAAAAAAAAAACAGAGAGGUCGGCCGUGCCAACGAGAGAGAGAAAGAGAGAUUAAUCUGUAAUUAAUAUUAUAAUAGUGUAAUUUUAUAUUCCACACACACACACACACACGCAAACACAUACACGAUUUUCAGUUGUAAUUGUAAACGAUGAGAAAAGAUGACGUUUGAAAGAAACAAAAACCGAUGUUUAAAACAUAGUUUUACUCAUAGAGACUCAAGAUAUAAAUGACAAUUAUUAUUAUUAUAUCGAAUUUCGGUAAAUAUAUUAGUAUCUUUCAUGUACGUCUAAAUUGUCUACUAUUUAUAUACUUUUAAAUAUUGUACACGUUAAAAUAAUCGUAGGCCUAUUUUCUCGUUAGCUCAUUCUAUUCUUGAGAAACAAAAAAAAAAAAAAAAGAAAACUUACAAUUGUUUAAAUCGAUUGUCAAAAGUCAGUCGCCAAUACGAGUCCAACGGAAAGUGACGUGUGUCUCUCUUUCCACAGAUGAUGUAUCCCAGAUGAGAGAAAAAAAAAACCAAAAUGUGUUGCUGCAUUGAAUAUUACAUUAUCGAGCAAUAAGCGGCGCCGAUUUAAAAAAAAAAAAACGUGUACAUCGCGCGAUUGUUAUUUUCUAAAACAACAAACGCUCCUCGAUCGCGAGAUGAUAAUCGAGCGCGCAUUAGAUGGAAAUUAUAAAUUUUCUAUACGUAAUCUUUCUUAUUAAAUAAUUCAUCGACACACACAUUCUUGUACUAUCUCCUUAUACAGAUAUAAGCAGCAAUUUCAUAUACGGACGAGAAGAGGAGGAAGAAAAUAAAUAAACGUAAACAAACCUAAAAGUGCAUUUUGACGAUGGUAAAGCUGGGCUUGCAAAGUUUAUAUAUAUAUAAAAUAAAAAUAAUAUUUGCUAACUAAUAUACACACCGGCAUAAUACUGUAAGUUUGAUAAAUAUCCGAAUAAUCGCGAAGUAAUUUCUAUUAAAAACUCACGCGCAAGUUUAUAAUCCCCCGAACGUGUACUCGCCGUUUUUGUUUACCAGCAAAAAUCGGUCGUAUAUAUUUUGAAAAUUUAUCGAUAAGAGAAAGAAAAUACGCAAUACACACAACACACACACACACACAGUAAACGCAACAAAAAUUUUUCGGUGAAAGUAACACACAAAAGUUUGGUGUCUCGAGUGUUUUCGAAUUCGCGCGCGUGAGUUUUCAAUACGAAUUGCGAUCUAGCAUAAAUCUAUUUCUAAAAAUAAUGUAAAAAAAAAAAAAAAAAAGAAAACAGCUUCGCGCGUGAUAAAAAAAAUGAAGUUAUAGAUUUAUAUAGUAACGAAAUUGAAACAAGGAAGAGAUCUAUGCACACGAAGUACGUAAUUUUCUAUGAUAUAAAAAAAAUAACGCAGAGGCUUCUUUGUUAAAAAAAAAAAAAAAAGAAAGAAAAAACUACCAAAAUAACCGCUUCGAAAUAAUCACCGAUUUGUAAGAGAUGUGAACGAAGCUUCGAAUCGAUAUGAGUUUGAUGUACAAAAAUAAAAUAUUUCUCCAAUAUUAGGUGAAUAAUUUUCAGGUGCUUUUGAUUUUUUUUUUUUAUACAAACACACGCAGAUAUGUAGUUUUUUUUUUUUUUUUUUAAUAAAAAAGGAUGUGCGGAUAAAAAACCGACUUACAUCGAUUUACGAUUAAAUUAGCAGAUUAUAUAUUCUUGAACGAUUUGUUUCGUGUAACUCGCUCUUGUAAUUACGAUAAUUUAAACAUUGAAUACAUGGAAAUUAUAGAUGUGUUUUUUAAAUUGUA